Molecule: messenger RNA, 576 nt
Organism: Trichoderma reesei QM6a
Lineage: Eukaryota; Fungi; Ascomycota; Sordariomycetes; Hypocreales; Hypocreaceae
Exons: 4
Source: RefSeq, a predicted model, not a curated record
AUGGUCCGUGCUUGGCAGCUGUGGCUUUCGCCUCGUCCGCAGCGCUCGAUGAUUGCGUCCAGCUCGCACAUCUACUCCAACGACGACGCCGCACUUUUCGAGUUCCUAAGGGAAGAGGAUGGCAGGCACAUACACUGGAAGCAGUCUGAGUACUUCCAAGUUGAGAAGGGCGUGAUUGGAAUUCAUAGGAAUGGUAAGGAAAUCAGGGCCACAAAGGAUGACGGCGUCAUUGAGGUGCCAGCUGGUACGAGAUUUUGGUCCCAUCCUUCCAACCAAGAGGAUCUAGUCUUCAAGGUUUGGGCUGAACCUCAAGGCUUAGACAACAGCUUUGAUGAAAGAUUCAUCCGCAACCUCAUCGGGUACCAGAGAGACUGUCAUUCUGCACAGUUGGCGCCAUCAGUGUUUCAGCUCAUGCUGAUAUGCUAUGAUUGCGCAACUCUGGCCACACCACCAUUCUGGAUGCCACUAUGGCUUCUUGGAUCGCUCCAGUAUAUCCUUGCGUACUGGGUUGGGGGCUAUCUGCUAGGGUACAAGCCGUCAUAUCCCGAAUACUACGAGGAUUUGAAGGAAGAGGAG